AUGGAGGAGGCGCUGCUGCUGAACGUGGAGGGCAUCCGGAAGACCAUCCUGCACGGGGGCACGGGGGAGCUGCCUCAGUUCAUCAGCGGCUCCCGAGUGACCUUUCAUUUCCGAACGCUGAAAUGCGACGACGAGCGGACGGUCAUAGACGACAGCAAGCUCGUGGGCCGGCCCAUGCACAUCGUCAUCGGCAACAUGUUCAAGCUGGAAGUCUGGGAAAUCCUGCUGACCUCCAUGAGGGUCGGGGAGGUGGCCGAGUUCUGGUGCGACGCCAUCCACACCGGCGUCUACCCCAUCCUCUCGAGGAGCCUGAGGCAGAUAGCGGAGGGCAAGGACCCCACCGAGAGCUACAGCCACACGUGUGGGCUGGCCAACAUGUUCGCCUACCACACGCUGGGCUACGAGGACCUGGACGAGCUGCAGAAGGAGCCGCAGCCCCUGAUCUUCAUCACGGAACUCCUCAAGGUGGAGGCCCCGAGUGACUACAAGAGAGAGACCUGGAGCCUCAACAACGAUGAGAAGAUGCAGGUCGUGCCCGUCCUCCACGGCGACGGCAACCGUCUGUUCAAGCUGGGGCGCUACGAAGAGGCAGCGGCCAAGUACCAGGAGGCCAUCAUCUGCCUGAAGAACCUGCAGACCAAGGCCAACAUGAAGAACGCCGUGAAAAGUGGCGCAUUCGGGAUCGCCAAGGCCUAUUACGUGAGGGCCAGGGCUCAUGCGGAGGUGUGGAACGAAGCAGAGGCCAGGGCAGACCUGAACAAGGUGCUGGAGCUGGACCCGGCCAUGCAGAAAGCAGUGAGGAAGGAGCUGAGGGUCCUCGAGAUCCGGAUGGAGGAGCAGCGGGAGGAGGAGAGGCGCCGCUGCAGGAACAUGCUGGGCUGAGCCUAGAGGCCCGGAGUAGGCUGCCUGCUGGUCUCAGUAGCCUGUUGAGCCUGUGCUCGCAACACCAAGGCAGCCGGGGCGGGGGAGGGGCCGUAGUUAUGUGUAGUGUCUGAGAGCACCGAUCAUUCUCAGAGGUGUAAUGCUUAAAAAUGAUAAAGGCUGAUAUUAUGAGAAAAAUUAAUGUUUUAAUUACCACGGCCAUGUUGGAAAAAUAUAUAGGGCCACGCCUGACUAUUUCAAAAAUUGCCGCCCGUACCUCCUCCCAUAUUGUCUGCGUAGUCAAAGAGGUCGUCUAAAGGCCAACCUCCGAAUUUAAGCUGUGCUAUACGUUGGGGACGUCACCAUGUCCAAAACCGGAAACCCAUUGGAUCACGGAAAAUGUAGUUUCAAAGUCCCCCACAUGUCCACAGGAAGUUUGUAAAAUACUUUUAAAUGGGACCCCCAGAAUUCCAAAUAACACAGAGGAUCCCAUGGGUGAAUACCCCUGCUCUGGCCUUCCUCCACUGGGGGAGGCACUCCUCCUGGAGCAGGGCAGCACCCCCUGGGCAGGGCAGCUCUCAGUGCUUUACUAUGCAUUCAGAAAUAAAAAUGAAAGCAAUUCUCA
Molecule: messenger RNA, 1486 nt
Organism: Gracilinanus agilis (Agile Gracile Mouse Opossum)
Lineage: Eukaryota; Metazoa; Chordata; Mammalia; Didelphimorphia; Didelphidae
Gene: AIPL1
Product: aryl hydrocarbon receptor interacting protein like 1
Exons: 6
Coding region: 1-882 (293 amino acids)
Molecular function (GO): protein binding; peptidyl-prolyl cis-trans isomerase activity
Source: RefSeq, a predicted model, not a curated record